Messenger RNA from Brenthis ino (lesser marbled fritillary), 1614 nucleotides. Lineage: Eukaryota; Metazoa; Arthropoda; Insecta; Lepidoptera; Nymphalidae. The record is from the annotation of a GenBank genome assembly.
AUGGCCAAAGAAAUGGAUUUGGACGAGGUGCUGGAGGAGAUUGGACCGCUUGGACCUUUCCAGAUCAAAAUUUACAGUUUGAUUUUGAUCCCGAUUUUGUUCUGUGCAGUGUACAACACCCAGUAUAUAUUUGCGGCGGCCAACGUACAAUACAGGUGUCAAGUGCCAGAAUGCGAGGCCGUUCCGCCAAAACUCGAAACAGACGAUUGGGGCAGCUGGGCGCUCCCGGACGGGGCUGGUCGGUGCGAGCGCUACCUGCUGGUCGGCACCACGUGUGCCCCCGAAUCUUUCCACCCUACAGACACCAAGAAAUGCUCUAGUUGGAUAUAUGAAAAUAAUAACAGUAUCGUUACUACAUUCGACCUCGCCUGCGAAGAAUGGAAGCGCACGUUGGUCGGGACCUUGCAUAGUGCGGGCCUGUUUUUCGCGUUGCCGCUAACAGCUUAUGUAUCCGAUAAUUUCGGGCGUCGCGUGGCAUUCAUUGCUACGGCGGUGGCGCCAGCCUUCGUGGGCAUAGGACGCUCCUUUUCACAAAACUAUCUCACAUAUGUGAUUUUAGAAUUUAUCGAAGCAGUUGUAGGCGCCGGCGUGUACAGCUCUGGAUUUAUUCUCGCUCUGGAAAUGAUGGGUCUCAAUCGCCGAGUCCUUGGAGGUAAUAUAAUUUCUUGCACGUUCGCCAUCGGACAGGCGUUGGUGGCGCUGGUCGCGUGGGCAAUACCCGAGUGGAGGACCCUCACAAGAGUUAUAUACGCUCCUUCAUUUCUCUUCAUAUUCUACUUUUUUCUAAUAGAAGAGAGUGUGCGAUGGUUACUUAGUAGAGGAAAUAAGAAGGAAGCUGCUAGAAUACUUUUUAAAGCAGCCGCUAUCAAUAAGAAGAAACUAUCUCCAGAAACAAUCAAGCACUUGACAGAGGAAACUCCUUCUGAACAGGAUUCCUCUAAGCUGCCAAUAGACGAUAAAAAUAAGAAGCCGUCUCUUGGAUUGCAAGUGCUUAAAUCUAGGAUUAUAAUGGCGAGACUAUUAAUUUGCUCAUUUUGGUGGAUAACUGUGACAUUUAUAUACUAUGGACUCUCAAUAAAUUCGGUUUCUCUCGCGGGGAACAGUUAUGUGAAUUAUAUAUUGACUGCGUUAGUUGAGAUACCUGGAUACUGCAUUAGUGUUCUAACAUUGGAUCGAUUUGGAAGGAAGAGUUCGAUAAUGACGGCGUUCUUCGUGUGCGGAAUCUCUCUCGUUUGUUUACCUUUCAUUCCGGAAAAUCUUCUUUGGCUACAAACGUGUCUCAACUUGUUGGGCAAGUUGUGUAUUAGCAUGGCUUUCAGUAGUAUCUACAUUUACACGUCUGAGUUGUACCCGACCACGCUGCGGCACAGCCUAGUAGCUGUUUGCUCUAUGUGCGGUAGAAUAGGACAAGUAAUUGCCCCUCAAACACCACUAUUGAUGGCUUACAUGGAAGCUCUGCCAUACAUUAUAUUCGGCAUAAUGGCCGCAACUUCCGGUCUACUGAUGUUGCUGACACCGGAAACACUUCACAUGCGCCUACCAGAUACUGUUAAGCAGGCUGAGAGCAUCUCCGUGGCGCCGCGGACGAAGCAGACCACUGACAUAAUUGUAGAC